Molecule: messenger RNA, 1131 nt
Organism: Oppia nitens
Lineage: Eukaryota; Metazoa; Arthropoda; Arachnida; Sarcoptiformes; Oppiidae
Exons: 3
Coding region: 37-1131 (364 amino acids)
Source: RefSeq, a predicted model, not a curated record
UAAAUUGUUAUUUUAUUGUAAUUGUCUUUAAAACUGAUGACAAUGUGUACCAAAAUUGUUAAAUCAUUGAUAACUUUAGUGAUAAUAAUGAUAUCGAUGUCUGACAACAUAAAUUGCAGUUCAGUGUGUGAAUCGGUGGCACCCAAUGGCAUAUACCGUGGCUCAUGUAUGUACAGACACUGGUCGACUGUAAAGACAGGGCACCUGGAUCAAUUGAUGUUAUAUACCAGAGUUAAUACCACAACAACACAUGAGUGGCAAUUGAUCAUUAAUGAGACCACUGUAUCGGUGAAUGAGUUGACAUUCAAAUCGCUGAACACACCGAUUGUCUAUAGAUUUGGUGCUAUAUUUAGGUUUCAAUACUUAGGAAUUCGUAUAGAAGACAGUUAUUAUUGUUAUUCUACUUUUACGGAUCCUAAUGGUGAUGAUAGUAAAUCAGAUCAGAUAACUAAAUGUGAAAUCCCAAAACAACAUUCAAAUUAUUCAAUCCUUGAAAAUAGAUUUGACAUUCAAUAUCCGGCAAAUGCUAUCAUAUUUAGUCCACGAGUUGUCAAAUGGACUGAAGAAUUGGAUCUAACAUAUCAUAUGGUUUAUGAUAAGCGUAACAACAAAUGUGUGAAAUUACUUCACAUAAAAGUUAAUAUCUUUAAAAUCAAAUUACUGGAAAUGGGAUGCAAUGAAUGUAAGGAACCAAAGUGUAAACAACCGAUAUUUUUAGAUCAACUCAACCAACAAUUACAUCAAAGUCUCGAAAGUAUUGUCGACUACGGAUCCGAGUAUUAUAUACUAAUAUUUGUCAUCAAUGGUCGACCACUAUAUUGUUGGCAAUUACAGGACCACCUGCUAAAUGAAACCUGCAAAUCAAGUAAAACAAUGUCAAAUCUAUUGCCUAAUUGUGUCAUCAAUGAAGACAAAUACAACGACGACAACCAAACAGACAAUACAAUAUAUGUAAUAAUACUAAUUGUUUUGGUGAUCAUUGCUGUCAUUUUCGCUGUCAUCGACAUAGUAUUAAUCGGUAAAAGAUAUCGACAACAAAAGUAUAUUAUUGGACAGCAAUGGAGUACAGAGGAACAGACUAUUCAUACAAUGUUAAGAAAAUCAUCGACAAAAACACAAACUUUGCUAUGA